CGAUAGGUGGAACGUUGAAUUGUGUUUUAGGUAGAAUGUAACUGACAAGGGUUAUAGAGGUAUCAUUCUGAUGCAAGGAAUUAAGGAUUUAAAAAGCUUGGCAAACACAUUUCUAUUUUAUUUGAUAUGUAAAUUUGUAGAUCAGGAAUAAUCCACAAAGGAACUUGAUUGAAUAUAACAACCCUUAGUACAUGUAGUAAUAAGAAAUACGUUGUAAUUAAUACAAAUAGUGUACAAAAUGACUUCAAUGACCUCUGCGCAAGAUAUUACCAUCCAUGUAAAUGGUAAAGAAAAUGGAGAGUCAAAUGGCCAUGGUAUAUCAAAUGGAGUGUAUUACAAUGAAAAGCGUUCUGAAGUGACAGUGGUGACAGACAAAAAACAAGCACUAGGAAUCUUUGGAUUGUUUAAGUAUGCUGACAAGAUUGACAUCGUAAUAUUGAUAUUUGGGACAAUAUUUGCAAUUGGACUGGGUUCAUGUAUGCCUUUAAAUCUGCUAUUGUAUGGAGAGGUUGCUAAUGCUCUGAUUCAAUACACAAAUUAUGUGCAACUUUUAUCAAUGCAAAAUUUGACCUCUAAUGUGACCAAUCCACAAAUAGCUGCACUUGAAAAAUAUGCGAAUGUUUAUGAUACAGCAGUAGAAUAUGCGUUUUUGUUCAGCAUGGUUGGAGUCGGUGCAAUUGUCACUGGUUUCUUUGCUGUAAUGUUAUGGACACUCGCAGCUGAAAGGCAGAUAAAGAGAAUUAGACGAUUAUAUUUUGAAUCAGUGAUGAGACAAGAAAUUGGUUGGUUUGAUACUCAUGAAAGUGGAGAAUUGUCAACAAGAUUUUCAGAAGAUAUGCAUGUAAUUCUUGAUGGUAUGGGAGAUAAAGUUACCACAAUGAUACAAUGGGUUACUACAUUCAUUGCUGCUUUUGUCAUUGCGUUUAUAAGUGGAUGGAAGUUAGCAUUGGCUUCUGUAGCAUUUUGUCCUGUACUUGUAGUUGUUGGGGCAUUUAUGACAAGGUGGUUACAAACUAUUUCACGUAGAGAAGCCCAGAGUUAUGCUAGUGCUGGUGCUGUGGCUGAGGAAGUGUUUCUGUCAAUAAGAACUGUCAUGGCUUUCAAUGGACAGACAAGAGAAUGUGAAAGAUACAAUGAAAACCUGAAACAUGCAAACCGUCAAGCAUUUAGGAAAGGAAUAGCUACUGGUCUAGGGCUUUCUGUGUUCUGGUUCUUCAUUUACUCAGCUUUUGCUGUGGCAUUCUGGUAUGGUAUAUAUUUGAUACGAAAUGGAGAAGCAGGAUUCGAACCAGGAAAGACUUUAACGAUAUUUAUGGGAGUGAUGAUUGGUGCAAUGUCACUGGGUCAAGCCUUUCCAACAUUAGAGGUUAUAGGCAAUGCCAGAGGGGCAGCAGAGAAGGUGUUUGAGAUUAUUGAACAGAAAUCAGAAAUUGAUUUCUCCUCCAAAGAAGGAGGCAUACUGGAGAAGGUGGCAGGAAAUAUUUCAUUUAAAAACCUAUAUUUUACAUAUCCAGCUAGACCAGACGUACAGGUUUUGAGAGGGUUGUCACUAGACGUCAGAAAAGGUCAAACUGUUGCAUUGGUAGGAUCCAGUGGAUGUGGAAAGAGCACAGGAAUCCAAUUAUUACAGAGAUUUUAUAACCCAGAACAAGGGGAGAUUUUUCUGGAUAAUGUGAAUAUUAAAGAUUUAAAUGUGAACUGGUUACGAAAACAGAUGGGUGUAGUCAGCCAAGAGCCAGUUUUGUUUGCCACAACAAUUGCUGAUAAUAUAAAAUAUGGUAGAAUAAAUGUGACACAAGCAGAAAUAGAACAGGCUGCCAAGAUGGCCAAUGCUCAUGACUUUAUCAAACAGCUACCUAAGGGGUAUGAAACACUAGUGGGAGAUCGUGGUGCCCAGUUAAGUGGUGGUCAGAAACAGAGGAUAGCCAUAGCAAGGGCGUUAGUAAGGAAUCCUAAAAUCCUUCUCCUCGAUGAAGCUACAUCAGCGCUAGACAAUGAGAGUGAAGGAAUUGUACAGAAAGCAUUAGAAAAGGCCCAGGAAGGCAGGACCACCAUAGUGAUUGCCCAUCGUCUGUCCACUAUAAGAAAUGCUGAUGUGAUUUAUGCAAUAGAUCAAGGAGUUAUAAAAGAGAGUGGAACACAUGAUGAAUUAAUGGAGAAGCAAGGAUUGUAUCAUCAGCUAGUUAUGUUACAGGCCAAGCACCUUGACAAAUCAGAGGAAGUUGUGGAAGGGUUAGAACAUGAAUUCUUUGCAAAUGACGAGGAAAUUGGGGAAAAAGAUUCAUUGAUACGCCCAAGGACAUUCAGCAUAUCAUCGUUACAGAAACACAAGCCACAGUCUCAAGUUUCUGUUAUCAGCAGUCAUAGUGAUAAAGAAGAUGAUCAGAAAGAAGAAUCUGAAGAUAUACCAACUGUUCCAAUGAAGAAGAUUUUAAAGAUGAACGGACCAGAAUGGCAUUUAAUUGUGCUAGGAAUUAUUAUAUCUAUCCUGGCUGGGGGAUUUCAGCCAAUGUUUGCCAUUAUCCUGUCGGAAUUUUUAAAGGUGUUUACCAUUCAAGAUGAUGAUGAAGCUAAAUCUACUUCUGAAAUGUUAGUUGGAAUAAUAAUGGCUGUAGCUAUUGGUUCAGCUACCUGUAAACUUAUUGUUAAUUUGGCAUUCUGUGUAGCUGGUGGAAAUUUGACAACAAGAUUGAGGAAGUUGGCUUUUAAGUCACUUGUUUGGCAGGAUGUAGAAUAUUUUGAUGACCACAGAAAUACGGUUGGUUCCUUAAUAACAAAACUUUCAUCUGAUGCCACACUUGUACAAGGGGCAACUGGGUCAAAAAUAGGAGUAACAUUAGAAGCUCUUACUACUAUCUCUGUUGCACUAGGCAUUUCAUUUUACUACAGCUGGAAGUUAACACUGGUUACACUUGGAUUCAUGCCAUUUAUGAUUGCUACAGGAAUUGUACACAGUAAAAUCCUGACAGGAUUUGCAAGGGGAGAUAAAAAUUCCUUAGAUCAAGCAGGAAAGCUAUUUUCCGAGGUUGUGGAUAAUGUAAGAACAGUUGUAUCAUUGACAAGAGAAGAAACAUUUAUAGGACUGUUUAAUGGACAUAUAAAACAUGUUUAUGUAUCAUCUAGGAAGAGGGCUGUCCUGAAUGGUUUAGUUUAUGGUAUAUCUAACAGUAUAAUGUACUUUGCUUAUGCUGGUGCCUUUACCUAUGGAUCUUAUCUUGUACAACAAGGGGAGCUGGAGUUUCAUCUGGUAUUCAGGGUAUUUGGUGCAAUUAUAUUUGGAGGAAUGCACGUUGGACGAACAUUGUCAAAUUCUAUGGACUUCAAGAAAGGACAAUUAGCAGCAGGCCGACUAUUCCAGGUUAUUGAGAGAACACCUAAAAUAGAUGCACAAGAAGACAAGGGAGAUAAGCCAGACAAAAUUGAUGGAGAUAUUGAACUAAGCAAGGUGAUGUUCCAUUACCCAGCUAGACCAGAUGUACAAGUUCUGAAAGGACUGACAAUCAAGGCCAAACAAGGAGAGACCAUAGCUUUAGUGGGGACCAGUGGGUGUGGCAAAAGUACAACAGUCCAGUUAUUGGAAAGGUUUUAUGAUCCAGAAGAAGGCCAAGUGAUGCUUGAUGGUAAAAAUGUUAAAGACUUAAACAUAAACUGGUUACGAUCUCAGAUAGGAAUAGUUUCUCAGGAACCAGUCUUAUUUGACACAAGUAUUGCAGAGAAUAUUGCUUAUGGUGAUACAUCAAGAAAUGUACCUAUGUCAGAGAUCAUUGAAGUAGCUAGAUCAGCAAAUAUACAUACUUUCAUUGAAAGUCUUCCACAUGGAUAUGAAACAAAUGUUGGUGACAAAGGAACACAACUUAGUGGUGGACAAAAGCAGAGAGUUGCAAUAGCUAGAGCUUUAGUGAAAAAUCCUAAAAUACUUCUACUGGAUGAGGCAACAUCAGCAUUAGAUACAGAAAGUGAACGAAUUGUUCAGGAGGCCCUUGAUAAAGCUCAGCAGGGACGGACAUGUUUAGUUAUAGCUCAUAGACUAUCCACCAUCAGGAAUUCAAACAAAAUAGCCAUCAUACACAAAGGAGAGGUUGUCGAGUUAGGAAAUCAUGCAGAACUUAUGGCAUUUAAAGGAAUUUAUUACAAAUUAAGUACUCACAAUCAAGGGAAAUAAUCCAGAUGGUAACCAGACUGUGAAUAAUGACAAUCAUGUACCUUUGUUAAUGUCAGGAUCUCUCUUAUUAUAUAAUUCAUGCAGGUUCUGAAAAAAUCUUAGGAUAUGCUGAUUGUUGGUGUUUAAUGCAUCUUUCAGCAAACAUAACUGCAUCUUAAUUGUCAGUGUUUGUUGGUGGAGAAAGUUAGUGUAUUGGAUGGAAAACCACCAACCUUCAACAAAAAAACUGGUAAUCAUAAAUCAAUUAGGAUUGGAGGCAAACACAUCCUGCCAUGAGCAAGGUUCAAACUCACAACCACCGUGUUGACAUGAUAUUCAUCAAUGCAGCUGAUCUACAUAGACCACUUCCCAAUUGAUGUCCUACUAUUCAUUAGGUAUAAAACCACUAAUUCAGGCUGGUAAGACCAAACAUAUAAAAGUUGAACCUAUCUUAAACAAAAUAUUCCUGUAACUUUGUCAAAAGAAUAAUUAUAGAAUCAAAUGAAAGCUUUUGGAGAACUUUAGAUCACUGUUGAACCCUUGUUGAAACUUUUUCUUAAAUAAGUAAACAAAAGUAUUAAAUUAAAAUAGGAAGGCAUAUUUGCUCUCUUCCUCCGGUCAGCAGGACAAAAGUUUUUGUUUUUUCAUUUUCAAAUAUCCAUGAACAUGUGUGCUCUAAUAUGCAAUAAUUUUUUGAGAAAGUCAGAAUGAGGUCUAGUUUUGACAUGACUGUCAUUUUAUUUGAAAUUAAGAAAAAAUAGCUAUAAAUGCUUAAAAUAACAGAAUUUAACAAAGAAAGCAAUAGGACUAUGAAUUAGUGGUUUGAUUCCAUUUUAGGAUACUGACAGGAACAUUUUUGACCCAUAUGACCAACAGUUUUGAAAUAAUUGAACAAAAAAGUGUUAUGUUUUUUAUUUAUAUAUUGUUGUUACAGUUUACUGUUAUUAUUUCGUUAUUUAUUGUUCUACAGCAUUUUAAUACAUGAAUGAUUUAUUGCAAUAUGAAAAUACACAUAAAUGUUAAAUGUUGUCCUCAAUUCAAACAAUUAGAAUUUGCCAAAUUUAUUACAUCAAUUAAUAUUACCUCAUUUAAAUGUUAUGUAUUAAAUUGCCAAUUGCACCAGUCAUAUUUGUCCUAAAGACAUUUUUGACUUGCUAAGUUAUUGCCAUUCUUAAAUGUGAUAGUUUUCAGGUUGCAUAUAUUUGCACAUUUUUUUUCUGGAAUUAAUGGAAAUUGAUGACUUUUUCAGUUUGUUUGCCUGUCAUGUGUAGUUGUCUGCCAAUUUUAUUUUUUAAAACUUCUAUGAUAAGUGUCUGCAUGAUUGUUUGGUUAAGAUUUGAGAUAACAUAAACUCAUUUAUAUCUGCACACUACAGUACUUCUCUUCCUAAACCCCUUAUUACAAUUUUUAAAAACUUCCUCAAAAGUGUUACCAUAUAGAUAAAUGCAAGUCUUAUAUUGUUAUUGUUGUCAAUUAUUUGGGGAGUUUCCCUUACAAAAGCAUGGAUUUUGCAGGCGUAUGAUUUUGUGAGCUUUGCUAACAAUAAUUUUUCAGAUGGUAAAUUUCCCCCCUCCAUUGGUACACACAUUGUACAAUUAUAAUUUUUAGCAAUAAUCCAUAUUUGUUCAAGUGAUUGUUAUGAAAUUGUAAACAAUUAAAAUAAUAAGGUUUUAAGUUCCCUUUUAAUGUUGUUUGUCAACAUACAUGUGAUAAUUUAGAUCCACAUUGCUGACUUUUGUUUAAUUAAAAAAAAGUAGGCAGGAAGCACUCUUUUUAUUUUGAGAAAUAUCUUACAUGUGGUUUGAAUUUAGGUGUCUUAAUUAUAAAAAGCAAGUAAGCCAUUUUUUUGUUUGUUUGAUAAAAGUGACAUCACAAUUUGUUUUUUUAACUUGUUCAUAAAUCAAAGUAAGGAUUUCUGAGAAUCCUCUUCCUAUUUCUUAAAAAAAUUAGUGCAAUUAUGCAUUCAUGACAGAGCUAUUUAUUCUCAUACUCUUUGAAAUUUUCUCUUUAUAUAUUUGGAAUUCUGAAUAAAAAUGUUGAUAUGAAAAAUAACCCUUUAUUAUAGAAUGGAAAAAGUUGCAUUAUUUUAGCAU
Messenger RNA from Mytilus trossulus (common blue mussel), 6234 nucleotides. Its product is annotated as ATP-dependent translocase ABCB1-like. Gene Ontology annotation, cellular component: membrane. The transcript is spliced from 26 exons. NCBI's taxonomy places the organism in Eukaryota, Metazoa, Mollusca, Bivalvia, Mytilida, Mytilidae. Gene Ontology annotation, biological process: transmembrane transport. The coding region runs from base 239 to 4162 and encodes 1307 amino acids. The record is from RefSeq and is a predicted model, not a curated record. Gene Ontology annotation, molecular function: ATP binding; ABC-type oligopeptide transporter activity; ATP hydrolysis activity.